CACGCAACAUCUCUCACUCCUCACAUAAUUAACCAAGAAUUCAGCGAAUACAGAAGCUUGUAACGAUGAAAGGGUUUCCUAAUUACCUCGUAGCUUUGGCACUCAUGGCUUUGGCAAGCUCUCUUGCCUCUGCCUUUGACCCUGCUCCUCUGCAAGACUUUUGUGUUGCAUUUAACACAUCCACUGAUGCUGUAUUUGUGAAUGGAAAGUUUUGCAAGGAUCCAAAGCUUGUCAUUGCCAAUGAUUUCUUCUUCCCGGGACUAAACACUCCUAGAAGCACUGCAAAUCCACUUGGGUCGACUGUCACUCUUUUGGAUGUGAGCAAGAUAUUUGGCCUCAAUACAUUAGGCAUAUCCUUGGCUCGCAUUGACUUUGCACCGUACGGCCUAAAUCCACCCCAUACUCAUCCUCGUGCCACUGAGAUUUUAGUAGUCAUAGAGGGUACUCUGUUAGUUGGCUUUGUGACAUCCAACCCGGAUAACCGUCUCAUCACAAAAACUCUAAACACAGGAGACGUCUUCGUCUUCCCAAUUGGUCUCAUUCACUUCCAAUUUAAUGUAGGAACAACCAAUGCUGUUUCUAUCUCUGGUCUCGGUAGCCAGAAUCCUGGGCUCAUUGUCAUAGCAAAGAAUGUUUUUGGAUCCAAUCCUCCUAUCAAUCCGGAUGUUCUCACCAAGGCGUUCCAAUUGGAAAAGAAUGUGGUUGACGAUCUUCAGAAAAAGUUCAUGAGUUAGAGAACUAUAUGUAAUAGCCACAAUGAACCAUUAGAUGGUUUGAAUAAAUUAAGUUUGCUAUGUUUCCCUUGUUGUAACGUUAUAGCAAUAUAUAAUUAUAAAGAAAUAAAAUGGUGGCUUAUGUA
Molecule: messenger RNA, 859 nt
Organism: Alnus glutinosa
Lineage: Eukaryota; Viridiplantae; Streptophyta; Magnoliopsida; Fagales; Betulaceae
Product: germin-like protein subfamily 1 member 11
Exons: 2
Coding region: 66-734 (222 amino acids)
Cellular component (GO): cell wall
Molecular function (GO): manganese ion binding
Source: RefSeq, a predicted model, not a curated record